Messenger RNA from Pogona vitticeps (central bearded dragon), 1972 nucleotides. The record is from RefSeq and is a predicted model, not a curated record. NCBI's taxonomy places the organism in Eukaryota, Metazoa, Chordata, Lepidosauria, Squamata, Agamidae.
CGGUUCUCUGUCCCUCUCCAGAACAAGAUGUACGAGCUGCAGAAGGAGAACCUCCUGAUCCGCCACAUCGCUCAAGAUUGCACCUUCAACCUGCAUCUGUUGAAUCUCUCCUGUCCUGUUCAAGUGGCUGCCCUCCAGGAGCAGCUGAAGGCUCUCCAGGUGCGAAUCAAGCUGGACCAGGAUGACUUUGAGCAGAAGACCAAGGCCUUCCAGGAGAAGACCAAGCUGGCCGAGGAAGAGGAGAGGAAGUGCCGCCUCGAGAAGCUGCAGCUGCAGACGCACUCCGAGAAGCACCGGGAGCUGCAGUCGAAAGUGAUGGCCACGUUGGACCCCGUCUACCAGCAGGUGGUCUCCACGGUGGAUCAGGCCCAGCUGAGCCGGUGCUACUCCUCGGACAACAUCCCCCUGCAGGACCGCUGCCUCGACCUCGCCAGGCGCCUCCGGAGCCAGCUUGACAACCUGGCUUGGCAGGUGAACCAGAAGGUGGAGGAGGAGGCCCAGCGGAGCGGGGUCCUGGCCAGCCAGAAGGAGACCUGCGCCCAGAACCUGCAGGAGCGGGACCGCCAGCUCAGCACCCAGCAGGACCGGGCCGAGCGCGAGAAGCUGCAGCUGCGGGAGGCCCACGAGGCCGAGGUCAAGAAGAUGUCGGACGAGCAGCAGAAGCUGGCCCGGGAGAAGGAGGACUUGAAGCUGCAGCUGGAACAGAGCAAGCAAGCCUGCCUCCGGAUGAAGGUGAACACGGCGCCUCCCGCCAACCCGUCCCUGAGGCUCCCCGGAUCGGCUGCCAAUCCCGCCGGCCACUUCCCAACCUUCCUCGGGAACAUCGGAGGCACUGGGCUGAGCCCCAACCUCUUCAGCCAGCAGGGAUCCUGGCGCCUGGGACAACCGAGCGUGGGCGCCCAGGGAAGCCCGAGCAUCCUCACGGACCGAACCCGAUUCCACGAGCCCAAGAAGGACACCCCGCAGAGCGCAAAGCUGCCGAUCCAGCCCCCUUUGAGCCCAGGGGGGCCGCCCAGCGGUUAAAGGGCAGAGAAGAAAACCCCUUGGACACCCAGGCCCAGCAGCUGGAAGCAGGGCCGGUUUGCUUGUCUGCAGAGGCUUGGUGGAGUCCAGAUAUCAAACAGAUCGGGGGGAGAAAGCCAGGAGGGCGGCCCCUGAUGCCCAGCGGCCUUUUCUUGCACCCGUGCCCUCUUCCUUCAAAAUCAGCCCCUCUUCUUUUCUGCCUCUUGCUCCCCCGGAUGACUGGCCUGGUGCUCUCUCUCUCUUUCUCUGGAUUCCCUACCCUACAGGAUUGUUGUUAUUGCGAUUAAAAAGAAUUUUCCAAAUUUGCCACCUGUCUGGGACUCCUGAUGCACUCAUGGGUUGGGAUCCGUGCCCACGUCCCAUGCGUGGCCCUGGCCCACUUAAAAAACAACACACAGAAACCCUUUACCCUUAAACAAAAAGUGUAAAAGAAAUUACAGAUGGGAAAACCGGGUUCCCGUAUUUUUGGAACAAACCGGUGUGUCUGUUUGUGUAUAAAGUUUUUGAGUGAUGCGUAUGUUUAUGCGAUUAUAUAGAAAUAGAUACCUAUAGGCCUCGAUCAGCGAAAGGAGGGGAAGGAGUUUCUCUGGGUGGGUUUCUUGCCUGUCAAAACUGAGCCUCCAUGUUGCAGCACAGUCUACACCCGAAGAACAAAAGUAUCUUUUUCCAUCCAUAGCAGAAUCUCCUUUUUUUUGCAUGUGGCCCCAUGAGAGUUAAGACAAUUCCCUGUGUGUGUAUGUUUUCUGCCUUCCUGGGAGACCUCUGGAAGCUUCUGCCAGGGGAGAACCAUCCUUGACAGGAGAGACUAAUGGUCACACUCCAGAGAUGACCAUUUCUGCAUUUCUCGGAGGCACCCGUCGGCCGCUAACAGAAGCGUGGCUGCAGGGAUCAAGACUCAAAAGUGUUUCCUGGGGAAGAAGAGAACUAAUAAAUGCUGCCUGCAAAUCCA